AUGUUUUUUGCUCACCCGAUCUCUUUUUUUUUAAAGCCCGAGCAACUAGCUGUUGACAACCCUCGGCGCCGCAACCGCCGCAUCAAUUCCUGCCUCGCAUGUCGCCAGCGCAAGCUGAAAUGCAACCGUCAACAGCCCUGUUCUAACUGCGCCCGAGCCGGCCGGGAAUGCGCUUUCUUGCGGCUGGACUCGCAGUAUAGCGUCCACAAAAAACUCGCUGUAUUCAAAGAACAGACGGCAUUGCUGGAGAAGUGCCUUGAGCGAGAUACGGAAAUCGCCAAAUCUACCAAACUGGGGCCGGCAUCGCCAGAGGAAGACGAGGAUGAUAUGCUCGUCACCUCACUUGAAUUAGCUUUGUUGGGGAUUCAGGAUGCAGCAUACGAUCAUGAGGAAGAUGAUGACUCGGAUGACGAUCUAUAUGACUUGGGAUUCCGAUUUGGUAAAAUGCGCGUAAACGAGCGGGUGGGAGGGUUUUUCCACCCGCAGAUGGCAGAUGAGGUAGGCAUCCACACCAUCUACGCCACUUGGCUGCUUUCUUUGACGGUCCUUCUGAUAUGCUCGAAUUUGUUUCCUCAGCUAAAGAUCUCUAUUUUGGCCCUGGUCCCUGCUUCAUUCUGCCUCAGUCAGGUCUCGUUCUUCAGUCAACCUUGUUCGAAUUCAUUCAUAAUUGAUUGGGGUUCACGGCGAACUAUGGCGGACGCCCUCCUAAAGCAAUACUGGGAGGCGGUGCAUCCCAUCGUUCGCAUUGCGCAUCGACCUGGCCUUGAGCGGCGCUACAGGACAUUCUGGGAAGCACUUGAUACGGGACGGAGACCGCUUGCAUCAUUGCGAGCACUGAUUUGCUCCAUGCUCUUCAUCGCAUUGGUGAGCAUGUCAACAUCCCGGGUCUUGCAUCAGUUUGGCACUCCGCAGCAGAUCCUUCAGAAUCAACUGCAAUGCGAAACAGAAGAUGCCCUCAAGAAUGCGCGAUUACUCUCGACAACCAGACUGGAGACGCUCCAGGCUUUUGUUCUAUAUCUGAUUCCCAUGUGCCGCAGCGAGAUUUCCCGGGCGCACUCGGCCCUUGUGGGAAUGGCAGUGCGCCUGGCGGAAUCCCUGGGCCUACACCGAGAUCCGAAGGAGUCGCAAUACUCGGCAGUUGAAAGCCACGUCCGUCGGUUGGUAUGGUACCAGAUUUGUUUCCUUGACCUCCGAACGGCCGAAGUGCAAGGUCCACGGGUGGCCAUCCGGCCGGAAGACUUUUCGGUGGAGUUACCCGUCAAUCUGGAUGAUGAGCAGAUAGCAGCCGGGGCGGACGGUGAUCCACUGGUGUGGACAGAGAUGACGUAUACACGCAUUCGGUUCGAGUGUCAGGAAAUGCAGCGGAAGUGCCUUCUAGCGCGACUGCAGUUGGAGCAGAAAAAGCUGCCCCUGUCCCAGGCCCUGCGAGAGAUCGAAAUCUUCCGGCAACACAUGGAGUCCCAAUACGACCCCAUCUUUAGCCAGACCAAUUUAACACCGUUACAGAUAGCGGCUAAGCAUCUGAUGACUCUCUUGAUCAACCGACUCUACACGGCUGUUCUCCACCAGUUCUACCGCGCCCUGAACGUACAGCCCCCGCUCCGGCUGCGGCAGCUGGUCGUGAGCACGGGAAUAGAACAAUUGGAAAGCUCCAUAGCGUUGGAAACCAUGCCUCAGCUGCAGUUGUGGGCCUGGUACAGCCAGGCCUACCACCAGUACCACGUCUCGAUGUUGCUAUUACUAGAGGUGUAUUUGCGGCCCACCAGUCCAGGGGCAGACCGAAUCUGGCCGUGUCUGGAUUACGUUUACGAGACCACAACCGUGGCGGCUUUGGAGGAGGACCGCAAUCUGACCAGUCAGAAUCGCAAAGCUCGGAUUAUUCUGACAGCGCUGCGGGAUCGCAUUGAUGUCUAUCGGCGUAUGAGACGCGCUCGCGUGCCGGUCCAGAGCAAUAGGCCGUUUUCGUCUUUCAGAAUCAGACCACCAGAAAGCACAAGUCUCGAGGACCACCUGCAAGAAAGUGGACCGAUGACCGAUAUGGUCGGCAAUUCCCUGUUCCAUGGCGGGAUGGAGCAGACAGGCCUCACUGGGUAUGUUGCAUCUGGAUGUGAACCAUGGCUGCUUCCACUAGAGCACUCCAGUAAAUCUUUGACCAAUAUCGAUCUACCCGAGCAUAGUAUACUAUCGUCUUUUGUGGAUUUUGACUGGUCAGAGUGGGACACACUUCAUCAUAAUGCCAUGGAUAGUACAUUCUAA
Molecule: messenger RNA, 2256 nt
Organism: Aspergillus fischeri NRRL 181
Lineage: Eukaryota; Fungi; Ascomycota; Eurotiomycetes; Eurotiales; Aspergillaceae
Product: Zn(II)2Cys6 transcription factor
Exons: 5
Coding region: 1-2256 (751 amino acids)
Biological process (GO): regulation of DNA-templated transcription; DNA-templated transcription
Molecular function (GO): zinc ion binding; DNA binding; DNA-binding transcription factor activity, RNA polymerase II-specific
Source: RefSeq, a predicted model, not a curated record